This is a messenger RNA of Petromyzon marinus (sea lamprey), 2034 nucleotides long. Its product is annotated as leptin receptor overlapping transcript-like 1. Gene Ontology annotation, cellular component: endosome. Gene Ontology annotation, biological process: late endosome to vacuole transport via multivesicular body sorting pathway; negative regulation of growth hormone receptor signaling pathway. The record is from RefSeq and is a predicted model, not a curated record. NCBI's taxonomy places the organism in Eukaryota, Metazoa, Chordata, Hyperoartia, Petromyzontiformes, Petromyzontidae.
ACUCCCCCCCCCAACACUCUCACCGCUCCGUCUCCUCCCGGACGUGCGUCACGACGCCCCCAGCGAGCGCUCCUCGCUCUCGACUCGAGCCCUGCAGCACCACCAUGGCCGGAGUCAAAGCGUUGCUGGGGUUAUCCCUCGGAGGAGCCGUCGGACUCAUGUUCCUCAUGCUGGCCUGCGGACUUCCCCAGUACAACUCCUACUGGCCGCUGUUCGUGCUGCUCUUCUACGCGCUGGCGCCCGUGCCGUGCUGCGCCGCUCGCCGCGUGUCCGGCGACGCCGACACGGGCGGCGGCGGCGGCUUCGGCGCCGAGCUGGGGCUCUUCUUCACCACGGGGGUCGUGGUGUCGGCGUUCGGCCUCCCCGUUGUGCUGGCGCACGUCGGCACGAUUGCGUGGGGCGCGUGCGCCCUCGUCCUCGCGGCGGACGCCGCUGUCUUCUCCACCAUCCUCGCCUUCUUCCUCGUCUUCGGCCGCGGCGACGACGCCGGCUGGAGCUCCUGGUGACCCCCCCCCACCCACCGCCCUCCUCAUCCCGCCUGGCCGUGGCCCCGCCAGGCCCUGGCGGCGGCGUCGCCCACGGCUGCCCGACAAUCUUCAGCAUCUCCGGCUCUGCACGACCACGCGUGGCGUGCAGGGGGCGCCUGAAGAUGGUUCUGAUCGGCCGAAGGCGGUCAUCAUCGACGUAAUAAAAACGUGCUCUUCUGAAGAUGUCUGCAAUCUUCUGAAGACCGAUAUCAUUUGAAUCAGACCCUCAUCUGAAUCAGACCCUUAUCUCGUUAUUAUCAGCUCUAACCAAAGGAAAAUUUUCUAUGAGAGGAUUCAACGGAACGCAUGAACGGCAACAACAGCAACUGCAAUUCACCGCGUCGUGCGGCCACCCGUCCCGGAAUUGGCCUCUGUGCCCGGCUGGGAGGGGUUGGCUGUGUCCCGAGGUCCCGUGCCGGUGUCGUGCCGGUGUUGUGCCGGGGCUCUCACGUGGGACGCUCGCGCGCCGUGUUGUCAGUGGCCCGUCCCGAGCGCCGACUGAGAACCCGCGUGCGUUUUGGCCUCCGGUGGGAAAAGGCGACGGGCCCAACCACCGGCACCUCCUCCACUCGCUUUCCGGCAGCGCAGCGCUCCGUGUGGGCAGGGAGGGGGGGGAGUGCUGGCGGGGUGGGAGGGGGGGGACACGCGGGAGAGAGGAAAACGAGCGACAAUCGUGGCACAGUCCGCCGUGACGCAACCAAGAGAUGUCCCGCGCCACCCCCCCCCACGACCUCUGCCCCCUGUCAAAUUGACCACCCCCCACCCCUCUCUGAGCAGCCUGCCGCCCGGGCCACCGCUCGAGAUCCGUGAACCCCGGUGCAGUCGCACUCGCUGGCCGCGGCGCCUCUGGGUUCGCGCAGUGAUUCGCUCGCCGCGCCCGUGGGAUCCUGGGAACGUGUCGCAUGGCUGCUACUGCUGCUGUGUGUGUGCGUGCGUCUUCGUUUGUGUCGGGGAGCGGUGGAGCAGUUGUAAGCGCGCUGCGCUCGCAAGCCGGCGACCCGAGUUCUAUUCCCGCUCACAGCUGACACCAGUAACAGCCUCCCCCCCCCUAGGUCGACUCGGCAUCAAAUGAAUACCUGGCGCGAUGUAUAAACAUUGCCACUCGGUGCUGUUGCCACUUGCUCACAGCAAUUUCCCCCAGAAGUCUGUGCAGGCUACACGGCGGGGGUGGGGGGGGGGUGGAACCUUUACGCGUGGAUGGGUGCCGCACAGGGCUGGCAUUUGCAUGGAAUGUGCGUGGCUUCGCCCUGAGCGAUGCCUUCCUCCGUGUGUUCCCCCCAGCCCCACCUGGGUCGGUAUGGAGGAGCAGUCACGUGGUCCAACUGGUGGGGGGGAGGGAGAGGGGGGGUCUGCCCCCCCCUCUGCCUUCCCUCUACCAAUUAAACAAACAAUUAAACGCCCCCCCCCUCCCACCGCAGCCACCUCUACCCCGCCCAUCGCCACUGCUACCCGGGCGCGAUGUCUCGCGCCGCGCACCGCCGACCCGUGCCCCCCCCCCCCCCCCCCG